Chilo suppressalis (striped riceborer) is the source of this 2853-nucleotide messenger RNA. The record is from the annotation of a GenBank genome assembly. NCBI's taxonomy places the organism in Eukaryota, Metazoa, Arthropoda, Insecta, Lepidoptera, Crambidae.
AUGGUAUGUUACAAGACUCUGUUCGGAAUCUUAGUGAUGCUCAGGAUUAUAAGUGCUCAAAGCGAUCUGGAAACCGUGGAUUCUGUGGUGGGACAAAGUGUCGAGCUGCCCUGCAACGUCACCACACUAGAGGAAGGGGACACGCUGGACAUCCUCGCCUGGUACAGAAAUGGAUCAUCAAGUUCAUUCUACAGCAGUCGCGAUUUCCGCACCGAAGACGGUGGCAGCACGAAGUCGGGCCGCUACCAGUUAGUACGAGCCAAUGACACCGUGAUGUUGAGGAUCUCAUCGGUGACACCGGCCGACGCUGGACUCUACAUGUGUCACGUCGACUUCUCCGCCAGCCCCUCUCUCAAAACUUAUGUACAACUUGAAGUGAUUGAUCCCCCUCAGCUUUUGUGGAUGGUGCACGAGAAUGGUACAAAAAUUGCGAUAGCUUCGAACGGCGCCAAUGAGAGUAAGAACAUCGGGCCUUAUUUCGUUGGGGAUACAGUCCACUUGUUCUGCAUCUCUUUUGGAGGUAAUCCACAACCGUCAUUGUCGUGGUGGAUCGAGAAACGUCUGCUGAAGGAGUCGUCGACGCCGCUGUCGCAGGAGCGCAUGCGCAGUGACGUGAUGUACGGCCCGCUCGAGAGGGAGGACCACGGGCUGGUGCUGACCUGCUACGCGGCCAACAACCGCCGCAUCAAACCUCUCGCCAUUGACGUCACGAUCAACAUGUAUCUGCCUCCCGCGUUGGUGAGAUUGCGGCAGCCGUCGAACGAUUUGAGCACGACGGCGCAAGUGCGGGCAGGGGCGCCGUUGGAUCUACAGUGCCGAGUGCUAGGCGCGCGACCGCCUCCGCCUAUAGAGUGGAGAAUCGACGACAGACAACUCUCCACUAUAAUACAAAAUAUAACAACGGAAUCAUCUCAACGAUUACUAGUGAGCGAAAUCCAGUUGAGGUUGGGACCUGAGAACGACGAGUCUCGGGUAACUUGCUGCGCGGAGAUGUACGCCCGGGAUGAUGACACGAAAUAUCUGUGCGCGCAGCCGCUGCAUAUCGUUGUAUUGUACCCACCUUCAGUUCAAAUCGUCGUUGAGAACGAAUUGCUCAACAACACCAUGGCCGUGGUCAAAGGAUCUGACGUAAUAAUGAAUUGCAGCUACCAAGCAAAUCCAAAUGUUCACAGACUAAUGUGGUAUCACCAGGAUGACGUAUUCGCAAAAUACACGUCGAGUGAAGUUACCCCGACCCUGGUAGUGAGUAACGUGACAGAAGAGCUGGCCGGCGAGUACGCUUGCGAAGCGACCAACGCGGAGGGAACCGCCUACAGCGAGCCUGUGCUCAUUGACGUUACAUAUCCAGCUGUUUGCCUCGAAAAAGGCAUCACCGAAUACGGGUUGGGAGAAGACGAAUUUUUAAAUAUAACCUGCCAAGUGAAUGGCAACCCUGCGCCGAGUGCUUACCGAUGGGUCUUAGCUAACUCUUCGGUCAACGCCGUCACUCUCCAUACUGUUGCUCAAGAAACAUUGGAAACUGACGAGCCGACUUUACUAUACCAGAGACCCAGUGGUAUACCUUAUAGCACAGUAUUUUGUUGGGGGCUCAACGGCGUAUCAAGCAGUGGACUGUCACACACACCAUGCAUUUAUCUAAUAACCGACGAAACUAUCCCUAAGCCGCCUUAUGACUGCGUGGCUACAAGAAACGCUUAUAAGGAUAUCGUAGUCACAUGUGCGAAAGGAUACGAUGGAGGGUUGCCACAGAAGUUUAACUUUGCCAUAAUAUCAUCUUCUGACAAUAAAAAGUCAAUAGUAUCAAUAAGUAACGUCGAACCAAAGUUCUUGGUACCAGAACCGAACGAAGAAUACUUUAAAUUCAUUAUAACAGCUGAAAACGACAAGGGAGAAAGCGGAGAAGUUGAAAUAGAUAAAAAAGACAUUAUCGAUGAAAUCCCUGAUUUGGAGGGACUGCCAAAGAGCGCAGUGGCGAACAUAACGACGUUGACGCUAGCCCUAUGCGGGGGAGUGCUUUUGGUGGCUUUGAUCGCGUGCGGGCUGGUGCUGUGCGCGCACGAACGCAGUUCCAGACACGAUAUACCGCACGACCGUUCCGACCCGCCUCUGUGCGCUUACAAUACUGAAGAAUCGAACUGCGACACGUUUCACGGCAGCGACGACGGCAGCGAAUGCAACGUUAGGCGCACAGAGUCGUUCCGGCGAGCCGUCUCAAGAUACCCUUCGAGAAACUUCGACGUGCGCCGCACUAGCUCCUUCCAUUCCGCACGCUAUAUGAACGAUAUGGCCGAACACAACGAGCCAAAGUUCGACACGUUCCGACACAGCCCCAACUGCAGGGUGCACUCGUUGCAAAACAUCAGCAGGAAGAGGGACAUGGACGCGCUGUGCGACCACCUGGUGAUGCAGAUACCGCCCGAAGUUAACUAUAACGUGGCGAGGCCUAUGAACACAUUCUACACAAUGCCGAGAAAAAUGAGACAGAAAUUAGCAAAAGAACUCAGCGACGAAACAUCAGAGAUAACACAGACCUCAGACGGAUUCUCUUUGCCGCCCCCGCCCGACGAGUACGGAAGCUACCGCGCCGGUCCUCGCAUAAGAGAUAUGCCCACAAAACCUUCACCUACCUACUCGACAUUGAGAAAAAGCUUAGCGAAAGAGGCGCGUGCGCAACCUAAUCAGCAGUAUAAUAACGUCAUCCUAUCUCCUUUGAACACAGUCGGGCUACCCACUACCAGCGCAGCACACAACAGCGUUUACAGUUAUCCCGAUGAUGACAGUCGAGCGCAGAAAACCACUGGACUUUUAAACACUUUCCAUAGCCAAUCUAGUGCUAAGGAGUCAGGAAUAUAG